AUGCAUCUCCUCGCACCCCUGGUCCUUAUCGGCCACCUAACGGGCUUAUGCGCCGCUCAAACAGCCAUCAAAGUGGACGUGACUACAAAAUACCAGACCAUUGACGGAUUCGGUUUUUCGCAAGCGUUUGGUCGAGCUACGGAGUUCCAGAAUGCCGCUUCAACUCUCCGUACACAGGCGCUAGAUUACCUUUUCAGCACUACCAAGGGCGCCGGAUUCUCCAUCAUUCGCAAUCGUAUCGGUUCUGGAGGGAGUGGCGAUAGUAUCUUGCCGAACCAGCCAUCGUCCCCAAGUGCCAGCCCGGCAUAUACUUGGGAUAAGAAUGACAGGGGACAGUUGUGGUUCACGAAGCAAGCGGUAUCGUAUGGAGUGAAGACCAUUUAUGCGGAUGCGUGGAGUGCGCCGGGGUUUAUGAAGACGAGUGGCAAUGAAGCUACGCCAGGAUAUCUCUGCGGCACGCCAGGUCAUUCUUGCAGCAGCGGAGAUUGGAGACAGGCGUACGCCAACUUCUUGGUGCAAUAUGUCAAAUACUACGCCCAGGAAGGCAUUACUAUUACUCAUCUCGGAUUCCUCAACGAGCCUGACUAUAUGGUCUCGUAUUCGCAGAUGCAAAUCAGCGAUGACGCUAAAGAAGCCAUCGACUUUGCGCCUAUUCUAUACAAGACAGUACAAGCCGCUGGUCUUAAGACGAAGAUAACCUGCUGCGACGCCGUUGGAUGGACCAAACAGAGCACAUACACCACCGCUCUUGUGAAUGCGGGCAUGACCUCGACAAACAUCGAGGUCAUCACUGGCCACUCCUACAGCGCCGAUGCCACCUCGCCAAUAAGCCAGACCACGCGACCUAAGUGGAAUACUGAAGGCGGACCAUCGGGAGCUUUUACGACGACAUGGUACAGCAGCGGCGCGGCCAAUGAAGGUUUCAGCUGGGCAAAGAGAGUCGCAACCGCGAUGGUCAAUGCUCAGCUGUCGGCGUACUUGUUCUGGGAGGGCUUUGAGUUCAAGCAGACGCAGUCCGCCCUGCACCUCGUCGACACGCUAGAUGGGACUAAUGCGGCUUUGUCAGGUCCCUUCUGGUCCAUGGCUAUGUGGAGUCGGUACAUUCGUCCGGGGGCAGUACGGGUAGGCACAUCUGGAUCGAUCUCCAAUGUCAUCAUUGGCGCGUUUCAGAACACUGACAGUAGCGUGGUUGUGGUAUUCACAAACAGUGGCACAGGAAGUGCUUCUGCGAGCAUCUCGUUCAACGGUUUCACACCGAAGACUGCUGCAGCGUGGCAAACCAGUCAGGGAAACAAUUUUGUUACCACUGGGGCGACGUUGGCGAAUGGCGCUGUUGCUGUCACAGUUCCCGCACACGGUGUUGUUACUGUGAAGCUUACUUGA
This is a messenger RNA of Paraphaeosphaeria sporulosa, 1383 nucleotides long. RefSeq names its product glycoside hydrolase family 5 protein. The transcript has 2 exons. NCBI's taxonomy places the organism in Eukaryota, Fungi, Ascomycota, Dothideomycetes, Pleosporales, Didymosphaeriaceae. The coding region runs from base 1 to 1383 and encodes 460 amino acids. Gene Ontology annotation, molecular function: glucosylceramidase activity. The record is from RefSeq and is a predicted model, not a curated record. Gene Ontology annotation, biological process: sphingolipid metabolic process.